This is a messenger RNA of Dermacentor andersoni, 1736 nucleotides long. RefSeq lists its product as uncharacterized. NCBI's taxonomy places the organism in Eukaryota, Metazoa, Arthropoda, Arachnida, Ixodida, Ixodidae. The record is from RefSeq and is a predicted model, not a curated record.
AUGACCACCACCAGCACUUCUGCCCGGAGCCAGUCGAGCGGGGCCAAAACUGGGGCGCUGGUAGGGGGCCCCGGUCAGGGUGGCAAGCAGUGCGCGAACGCGACCGCCGCUGAGGAUUUCUACGUGCACACGACUCCAGGCAAGAGGACGCGCCGUCCAGCGACGACUAAAAAGCGCUCGAAGAAGCCCGGCACAGAGCCCUGGUGCGACGAAGCGGAAGACGAGCCGACGACGCCGCAGCUGCCGUGUCGCACCAGACCGGGAGGCCACGGAGCGACGUCCUCCACGCAGCAGGGGAACACGUCUCUGACGGCCAGCACGAUCGUCCGGACAAAACGAAAGAUGCCAACGAAGGAGACAACGACGCCAGUGAUCACGGCCACUUCCGGUGGUGUGGCUACCAGCACUGCCACAGCCUCACCGACGACGCGCGCGCCUGGUUUCCCGGUGGUCGAGGAGGAGACCAUUCCACCCACCGUUGAACCUAAGACUCGUUAUCGGCGCAGCACCAGCAGCGCCAGCACAGUCGCCAGCACAGAGUCCACCACAACUACCAGUGAGAACCUGUUGUACCAACUCAUACAGUGCACGUCUGGUUGCAAUUACGGGUCUGUAAUUACUGCACUCUUCAUCGAGUUUCAUCUCGGUGCAGCGACUCGGACGCCCCUGGUGUGCACCGUGGGCGGCGGCGCACUCGCGUUCACCGCUUACCCAUCGCCUACCGUGUGCAGCUACGUGUUCUUCACGCACGUUCUCGUUUCCGGCGGGAAGCUGCGAGGCUCCGAGUCCGGCGAAGGCUUUGAGGACUUUGUGCGCUCGCUUAGGGAGGACGAGCUUGCCGAGAAUGCCGGUGGCGUGUCCUUCGACGCACGGUACCUCAACGCAACGUCGUUGGAUGAUGGUGCGGUCAAGCUGGAACUGGAAGAUCUGGCCGCCAAUAAUAUCAGGCACUACGGCAUCCUCAACAUUAUCUCUCUAGCGAGCUACAUACCUACGCUUGUGGCCACUGUCGGAACUGUUGUGACGAAACUAAGGACGCUGCAGGGAGGUGACCGAUCCGCGCACCUCGUGCUGGCGGCAGGUAUCUGGAACUACAACUUGUCCAGCGCCUGGGCCACCUACCAGGCGCAGUUUGGUGUGCUGGCCAGCUAUGACGUGGACAUCGUCAUCAGCAUCAGCAGCGUACAAACCAUGCCGUUGAGCGAGCGUUGCCAGGUGGCGCCACCCACCGUCUGGAAGACAACUAGCGCCGCCUACCCGGGAUUCGACAAGCAUGCGACGCUGCUCCUAAACUCGACCGCGUACUCGCGCCCCGACCUCUACGUGGGGCUGUCCUUCGAAAUGGGCGUCCUCCUGUACCAGCUGAAGGACCCAUCCACGCCUCGGGAAAGGGUGCCAUAUGCGCCCUGCACCGAUUUUGCGUUGGUCGGGUACGAGCAGGUGUGUGAUCCAAACGUGAUCCUAAGCCAUAUGGACGAGUUGCCGGCGGAGUUUGGAGCGAGCUCGUCUUCGGUCUUCUUCUACGACAGCUGGGAGACCAUGAAGCGCAAGGUGGACAGCGUGAUGAAGCUUCCGGUGCGCAAGAAAAUUGCGUGGCUCCUGUUCGACACUCACCUCUCUGACGUUACUUGGGACUGCACCGAGGCCAAGGAGCGAGAGGAGGCACUCAAGGAGCACAUAGCAAGCUUCGGCUGACGUCAUGCGCGUAACUUCACCGAAGAGGCCGGAGUAGUAAA